AUGUCAUUUUACGAUCCUUACCAAGGAAUGUCCCAGCAAUAUGUUGGCCAACAGUUUUAUCCGCAAUAUUACCCCCAACAGGGCCAAUAUGACGACGUUGGCGGCGAGCGCUUUCAAUUGGGAGGCGAAGAUGGCUAUAAUGGAUCCGACGGCAAUUUCCAAAAUGGUGCGUCUCAGGACAAUAUCAAUCGUCAAAUGAUGGAGGCUGAUAUCUACAGUAAUAAUGGAGUCGAUUUGAACUCGGCUAUGUUUUAUAAUGAUUCUAAUUUGGGAUUUCAUGGCAAUAACAACAACGGCAACGGCAACGGCAACAAUGGUGGACUCGAUGCUCCUUCUAUUGGCACUACUGUUGGCGGUGAGUUUUAUACCGAUGACGCGUUUGUCAAUGUACAUAACUUACAAAAUGGACUAUUGAAUUAUCAAAAUCCAUCUUCGUUGGACUUCAAUGAAGGUGCAAAUAAUGCUGGGUUUUUACAUCAACAACAUCAGCAGCAACAACCACAACAACAACAUCAGCUUCAACAGCUUCAACACCAACAGCAGUUACAGCAACAGCAACAGCAACAACAGCAGCAACAGCAGCAACAGCAGCCAGAGAUUUUUCAAGCUGCCAAUCAUGAAGUUAAUGCGCCUUCUGCUGCUGCACCUUCAAGAACGGUAUACUUGGGUAAUAUCCCCGGCGACAUUCAACCCAACGAGUUGUUGGACUAUGUGCGCUCGGGAAUCUUGGAAAACGUCAAGAUUAUCCCCGCCAAGAAUUGCGCAUUCAUUUCUUUUAUUGACCACCAACUGGCUUUAUUGUUCCACUCGGAUUGUAUAUUGAAGAAAUUAAACAUCAAAGGCCACGACAUUAGAAUCGGCUGGGGCAAAAACACCCAAAUCUUGCCUGCUGUUUUAGAAGCAAUCCAACGCGAUGGUGCCACGAGAAAUGUCUAUUUGGGCAACUUGAAUAAUCCUUUUACGGGUGAGUUGAUCACCGAGGAGGAACUUCGAGAAGACUUGUCCUGUUUUGGCAUCAUUGACUCGAUCAAGAUCAUACCCGAGAAGGGCAUUGCGUUUAUUCACUUUCUUGGAAUCUUGAGUGCUAUACGAUGCGUGGCCAACUUGCCACUCAAGGAAAAAUACUUGGACAAGAAGUGCUUUUACGGUAAGGAUAGAUGCGCUUUUAUCACCAAGACGCAACAGCAUAAUGCCGCUCAGUACUUGGGCUUGGCGCCAGGGAUGGAACAUAUUGUCACUGCUGCCGACCGCGAAUUCAUUUCCAGUGCAUUGGUGCAACAGUCCGCAGCAGCUGCCCAGAUUGCCACGCAAGCUGGCGGUGCCAAUAACUUGGGGAACCGUACUGUUUACUUGGGCAAUUUGCAUCAAGAAUCUUCGGUUGAGGAGAUUUGCAAUGUUGUUCGCGGAGGGUUGCUUCAAAGCAUACGUUUUCUCAAGGAACGCCACGUUUGCUUCAUUACGUUUAUUGAUCCCAUUGCUGCUGCGCAAUUCUUUGCCAUGUGUCAAUUGCAUGGAUUAACCAUCCACAAUAGAAGAAUCAAAGUUGGCUGGGGCAAGCAUUCGGGACCAUUGAGCAAUGCCUUGAGCUUGGCGGUUUCGAAUGGUGCCUCUAGAAACAUUUAUAUUGGGAACUUGAAUAAUGAUUUUGAAUUGUACAACCCGCAAAAGCUCAGGGCCGAUUUUUCCAAGUUUGGAGAUAUUGAGCAGAUUAAUUAUUUGGAAGAGAAGAAUUGUGCAUUUAUCAAUUUUGUAAAUAUCGCCAAUGCCAUCAAGGCCAUUGAUGGAAUCAAGUCAUUUGCUGAUUAUAAGAAUUUGAAGAUUAAUUUUGGUAAGGAUAGAUGUGGUAAUUUACCGAGACAAUUUCAAAAUAAUGUCCAUCACAAUCACAAUCAUAAUCAUAAUCAUAAUCACAAUCAUCAAAAUCACCAUUAUCAUAAUAAUAAUAGCAAUGAUGAUAAUAGCAACUCGUCACAUGGUCAGAACCAAGGUUACGACCCAGGUCAACAAACGCCCAACUCGGAUGCAAACCAGCAACAGCAGCAUUCGAUGGCGUUGAAUGGUGGAGCCUUGGGUAUUCUUGGAGACCAAGGUGGGUUAAUUUCAAGUCCCUUUUCAGAAGGCGAGCGUGGAGGCACACCUUCAUCUUUCCAGCAGGGACAGCAACAUCAACCAUCAUUGCAAAAUUUGGAAGGAUUUGAAAUUCAAACUAAUGGACAAUAA
Molecule: messenger RNA, 2220 nt
Organism: Lodderomyces beijingensis
Lineage: Eukaryota; Fungi; Ascomycota; Pichiomycetes; Serinales; Debaryomycetaceae
Source: the annotation of a GenBank genome assembly